Messenger RNA from Meloidogyne enterolobii, 434 nucleotides. The record is from the annotation of a GenBank genome assembly. Lineage: Eukaryota; Metazoa; Nematoda; Chromadorea; Rhabditida; Meloidogynidae.
UUACCCAUUCCAUAUUUCUUUACCAACAUCCCCUUGCCUAACAUUAAGAAUUGAAGUAACGCUGAAUGAAGCUUUUUGUGUUGUUAAUUGGAGUUUUGGCCUUUACGGUUCUAAAUGUCCAUGGAGGACACAUCAAUUCGACACUGACUCACAGAAUACAAAGCAUCUUAGCUGCUGAGCAAUUCACUGAUAUACCAUUGAACGAUACCCCAUCUUCGCCUCCUCAAGCUGUGUCGGACAUUGAAAUGCAAGCAGAGCGAAUAGUACAUCGUCGACAUGCUCCAAUGUCGAUUAAGAAAAAAGUUGUGGCUGUAAUUUUUGCAUUUCUUCUGUCUGUUUCUUCGUUAUAUCUAUUAGCCGGUAGGCAAUUUUCAAAUCUUAAUAUAACCACUGAUAAAACAAUUAAUUAUAUAAUCAUUGUAUAUGUUGUGUAG